Molecule: messenger RNA, 720 nt
Organism: Hyposmocoma kahamanoa
Lineage: Eukaryota; Metazoa; Arthropoda; Insecta; Lepidoptera; Cosmopterigidae
Product: lachesin-like
Exons: 5
Coding region: 105-596 (163 amino acids)
Cellular component (GO): neuron projection
Source: RefSeq, a predicted model, not a curated record
GAAACAACAUUCUAAAGAUACCAUCCGUCCACAAGGAAGACCGCGGCACUUACUACUGCGUAGCCCAAAACGGAGUAGGAAAAGGUGUAAGGCGUACUUUUUACAUGGAAGUCCAGUUUGCUCCUGUCGUCACUAUACCUCGACCUCGUCUUCAACAGGCCCUUCAAUACGACAUGGAUCUGGAAUGCCACGUGGAAGGUUACCCUCCUCCCACCAUCACUUGGUUCAAGGACGAAGUCCAACUGAUGAACAAUCAGCAUUAUAGGAUCUCCAAAUUCAGGACAUCAGACGAGUUCACGGAAACUACUUUGCGCGUAGUCACAAUUGAUCAGCGACACUACGGCACUUUCACUUGCAAGGCGCAGAACAAACUGGGCACUGCCGCGGGCCAGGUUGAACUAUCCGAAGCCAUAGAACCGGUAUGCCCCCCGGCUUGCGGUCAUCAUUAUCUACCGGCCGUGUUGCCACUUGGGGAGCUAUUUAUGUCGCUUAUGUCGCUAAAAGAUUCGCCAAUCCCCGAUGUUAACAACACUGGCCUUCAUCAAGACCCUGAGAUAAACGGCUCCAACAAAGCACCAGAAAUUCAAGAAAGUUGAAACUGCUUCUGGCAGCUAAUCUCUUUAUUUUAAAAAGAUCAAAAAAGUGAACAAACCAUACAAAUUUACUUGGGACUCUAAAAAAAAAUACGUAAUACACUUCUAUACCACCUCAAAUGGCUUU